AUGUUUGCAAUGGCCUCCCUGUCUUUCGCUUUGGCUGUCGCGCUGACCGCAUGUGAGGCUUCGCUGGUGAAGGAUCCAUCUCCCCUGGAGCAGGAUUUUCGUGCCACUGGUUGGGCGAUCACAAGACAGCUGUUGCCAACAUCGGAGUUGCAGGCGGUAUCAGCCAGACUUGAGAGUUUGCUUUCAGAGCAUGGCCGACGAGCUUUCGGAGACGAUGGGUCCAAGGAAGUCCGCUUCACCUUUGCAGUGCAUGAACUGGACGGCACCGUGAGCGACUUCGUAAGCAAAGACACGGGCGCACUCUGGCAGCAGGCCGCACAGCUGGCUGGCACCGAGCGGCUUUGCAUCCUCAUGGACCGCGGGUUCUCGAAGGAUCCCGGGGAUCCGGAAACGCAUUGGCACCGCGACGACGAAGCGAUCGGCCUUCCAAACCUUCACCCAGGCCUUCGAACAGUCCAUGCCUGGAUUCCUCUCGUAGCCAUGGGGAAAGACUUUGGCACACUCAGAUACCUUCUCGGCACACACCGCCGGCAGUACAACUGGUUUGAAUCGCUUCUGGCAUCAUUGUGGGGCUGGGAGUUUACCUGGUUUCUCACCUCGAGGACAGAGCAAGACGACAACUUGCAAUUCGGCGACGUGGCAUGGCACGACGGCUGGACAUUGCAUUCCGCCGGUUCCAACCAGGCAGAUGCAGUUCGCAAUGGUUUCGCCAUCAGCUAUGCUUACUGUAUCGAUCCGAACGGCUGCCGCGGAUUCAACCAGCGCGUCUCCCAGAAGGAUGCGACGUGCAGGCUUAGUGCAGGUGGAAUGGGCUCGCAUGCUAAGCGCUUCAGCCAGAAGGGUUGGGAGGGGCAGCUGCCCCGCGCCUAUGGAACAGCGAAGUCGGGAGUUGGAAUCGCCUCGAUGGGCGUCAUGCGUCCGGACAUGAUCAUGAAGUCCAUCAUUCCGGUGGUUAUGGCAGGUGUGCUCGGCAUCUAUGGCCUGAUCACAGCGGUGAUCAUCAACGGCAAGAUGGACGCAGCCAAUUACUCGGCUUACUCCGGCUACGCACACUUGGGAGCAGGACUUACCGUGGGCAUGAGCUCCCUGGCUGCGGGUCUCGCAAUCGGCAUUGUGGGCGAUGCUGGCGUCCGGGCCAAUGCUCAGCAGCCACGUCUCUUCGUUGGCAUGAUCUUGAUUCUUAUCUUCGCAGAGGCGCAAGCGCCAGGGCCGCUACUCGUGGGGCCAUUCGUGUUGUCAGAAGCUAGGAUUUAA
Messenger RNA from Symbiodinium necroappetens, 1254 nucleotides. The record is from the annotation of a GenBank genome assembly. Lineage: Eukaryota; Dinophyceae; Suessiales; Symbiodiniaceae.